AAAAGAAUAUCAUAUUAAAGAUGAUGUGGUUAAAGCGCAAUAUUCUCCCGAUCUUCGAGAAUAUAUCUCGAGUCAAUUAUUCGAAACUAGAAUUAAUGAAUUCAAUACAGCGAUACAAAGUUGUGCAUUAGCAAAGGGUCUAUAUUUAUUUCUUUAUCUUUUUACUACGUUCUUAGUGCUAGUAGUAGGAGUACCAAUAACAAAAAGUAAAGCAGACAGAUAUGAAAAUUAUUCGGAAGUUCAAUGGAUGUAUUUCUUAUUGAUUGUAAUGGGUGUAUAUGUUAUGAAAAUGAGGGAAGUCGAAAAGGUGAUGGUACGAAUAAACAAUUCAGACAUCCAUAAACAUAUCUUUUGGAAGCUAGAUUUCACUGAAAAAUAUAUGAUGGAAGGAUAUAGGAAAAAGUAUUAUCUCGCCAACAAUAACUCAACAAGUAACAGUAAUACCAUCACCAAUUAUGGUACCAUCACAGUCAUAACAGGAAAUGCCACAACAUUAUCACUAAGCGAUAAUCAAACAACUCGAGGAAUUUCAAUUGACGCUUCACAAUUAAAUCAAUUAAAUCAAAUAUUAGCUGUAAAUCAACAGCAACAACAUCCACCUCAACCCCCAGCAAAAUAUUAA
This is a messenger RNA of Funneliformis caledonium, 622 nucleotides long. The record is from the annotation of a GenBank genome assembly. NCBI's taxonomy places the organism in Eukaryota, Fungi, Glomeromycota, Glomeromycetes, Glomerales, Glomeraceae.